Medioppia subpectinata is the source of this 1599-nucleotide messenger RNA. The record is from the annotation of a GenBank genome assembly. NCBI's taxonomy places the organism in Eukaryota, Metazoa, Arthropoda, Arachnida, Sarcoptiformes, Oppiidae.
AUGUCAACGACGGGUGAAGUGAUACCAAUGCCGGUGCCGUCGAGUUUCAACGAUAUCACCCAAAACCGAUUCAUCCGAGACUACGCGGGUUGGGUCUGGUAUGACCGGGACUUUUUCGUGCCCUCCCGUUGGGAACACCGCUCACUAACCCUACGGUUCGGUAGCGCUCACUACGAGUCCAUAGUAUACGUGAACGGAGUGGAAGUCGUGCGACAUAUCGGCGGACACUUACCCUUUCAGGCGUACGUAACCAAACAUUUGAAAUACGGGGCCAAUAACCGGAUCACUGUUGCCCUGAAUAACAUACUGUCCGACACUACUAUACCUCAGGGAGGGGUCAGAUAUAAGACAGAUCUCACAAAAUACCCAAAAGGCUUCUACGAGACCACAACUAACUUUGAUUUUUUCAAUUACGCGGGUAUUCACCGACACGUCUCGCUAUACGCCCUCCCCGUCGACCACAUCGACGACAUCGCUGUCACCACUGAUAUCAAGGACACCACGACUGGUGUCAUAAACUAUGAGAUCAGUCACAGCGAGAAGACAUCGGCGGCUGAAUGUGUUGUGGAAGUGAUGGACAAAAGCGGCAAAAAAGUGGCCGAAACUAAAGGUUAUUCGGGUUCUAUAACAAUACCAAACGCCAAGUUGUGGUGGCCCUACACCACGAACCCAAACCCCGGAUAUCUUUAUACAUUACGGGUGUCUCUCGUGGCCAGCGGUAAGACAUCGGACGUCUACUACGAAAGGGUCGGUAUCCGUACCGUUAAGGCCACUGAUAAGCAGUUACUUAUCAACGGAAAGGCCGUAUAUCUGACCGGUUUUGGUAAACACGAAGACGCGAACAUCAGAGGCAAGGGUCUGGACCUGCCCAUACUGGCCAAAGACUUUAACCUGAUCAAAUGGAUCGGCGCCAACUCAUUCCGCACUUCACACUACCCCUACUCGGAAGAGCUGAUGGAUAUGGCCGACGAAGCGGGCAUUAUGGUAGUCGACGAGUGCCCGGCGGUAGGCCUGGGCGGUUGGUCAGCCCCUCUAUUGGCCCAACACAAGCAGACCAUCACCGAAAUGAUUGCUCGCGAUAAAAACCACGCAUCGGUGGUAAUGUGGUCGGUGGCCAACGAGCCGGGAACCGACAAAGUCAAGUCGCCUCCCUAUUGGGCAGAGAUUCAUAAGCAUAUCAAAGCGCUGGACACCUCCCGGCCCAUCACCGCCGCCAUCGCCGGCGGCUAUCGCGAGGAUCUGGUGUCGGCUAUUCUAGACGUACUGAUGAUCAACCGGUACUGGGGUUGGUAUCAGGACACCGGUUACCCGCAGGCCAUCGAGAAACAACUGGUCAACGAUCUGUCCAAAUGGUGGGACACCCAUAAGAAACCCAUUAUGGUCUCCGAGUACGGCUCGGACACUGUGGCCGGUCUGCACACGGACCCGCCGUUUGUCUGGUCAGAAGACUAUCAGUCGGAAAUAUUUGGCCAGUUUUUUAAAGCGUUUGACACAUUGAAGGCCAAAGGCUUCUUCGCCGGCGAACACGUCUGGAAUUUUGCCGAUUUUAUGACCGGAGAGUUCAUUACUCUAUGCAAGUUUCGGCAUUUUCAAGGCUAG